AACACGUGAUGACUACGUCACAUGUUGUCUCUAUGGCUGCGGUCGACGCCAAGGGAAAUCCAAUUUGGAUAAUCGCUUGCUAGCAAUGGCAGGGACCAGUACUGCAAUUCUUAUAUAACUCGCAACAGUUCGCAUGUUUCUUUUUUCUUUUUUUGUGUAAUCGAACAAUAAUGAUGGUGUUAAGUUUAGAAAUUUUUGACGACGUAGUUGCAGGUGACUUCCGACAAACUGCUACCUAGCGAGCUGCUAAUGCUAAGUAACAAGCUCAACGCGUAAUGUCAUUUUUGACACAACAACUUAUUUCACUCGAAGAGGGAACGCGUUUACGUUGACACACUGUCAGAACAGUAAGUGCUUUUGAAUCGGGCCUUUCGAUGUAUCACAAAGAGAAGAGCAUCCAGAUGAAGAGCAGCGCGUCAGCGUUGUACAACAACCUGAGCGUGUUGCGCAUCGCUCCACGGCGCCUCACCUACUUCACGGUGGUCCAUGCCAAUGUGGUUAACAUGGUCAGCGCGGCGUGGGACAUCUUCAGUGACUCCCACCGUCAGCUCCAGUCCAAGGAGCCCAACGUAGCCACGAGUCCAUCCCUCAUUAUGCAGGCUGCAUUUUGUGUUUUGCCCUCUCGGAAUCUGCUCGUGGUGACUUCACAGAGAGGCAUCCAGAUGUAUGAAUCAGAUGCCUCCAUUAUGGUGUACUGGCAUGCCUUGGAUGUUCCUGAAACACCUACAGCUCAGGCUGUGUUUGCCCGGGGGAUAGCUGCUGUUUGGGAGACUUACAUUUGUGUGGGUCUGUCUUCUUGUGGAAUCCUGGUGUUCGAUGUUCCCAGUAAAGGCAGUAACAUCACCCUGUCUGAGGUCCUGGAGGAGCACAAGGAGCCCAUUACUGAUUUAGCCCCAGAGUGCUCAGGCAGCAAGGAAUGCAUCGCCGACCUGGUUAGUGCUGAUGACGGUGGCACCUUGUGUGUGUGGAAGUCAGGCGAAGAGUUUCAGCUUCUCAACAAGAUCGGUGGAUUUGAUAUGAGCUGCUCAUCCGUGAAGUUGUGGAAAGGUACAGUAGUGGCAGGUUACGGAACAGGCCAGAUCCGUCUGUACGAGGCUGUGACGGGAAUCCUGCAUGCUGAGAUCAACGCCCACGCCCGCUGGAUCUACUCACUGGACAUUGCUCCUUUUUCUGGACUGCUCCUGUCUGCAGCUGAAGACUCUUUCGUCAGGGUAUGGCUCCUGACAGUAACCCCAGAAAGCAACAGUGUUGAGGUUACACAUCUACACAAUGAGUGUGUGACAGACACACAGAUUUGCGGCGCCAAGUUCUGUGAUGGAGAUGGCUAUGCCUUCGCUGUGACAGGAUAUGACCUCAAUGAAAUUAUACACUACACACAGACAUAGGACAUCACAUUUGCCAUGGCUGAGUAUAUAUGAUUAUCUAGGUGGGGUGUUAAAUUUCAUCAUUUAUAUGAUGAGUACAUAAAGUGUAUUGUCAGUCUUUUUGUACGUCUUCAGAUGUGUCUUCGUGCACUGAAAAUGGUUCAGAUGUUUUAAAAUAUUCUGUAGAUAUUUUUAAGAGCAAAUGUUUAGGUGUUGGUGAAAUUUAGUGCGAGCGAGAGACGUCUUUGCUCUCUCACUUGGACAUCAUUUUUGAGAAGGAAAAUAACCAUGUAUUGCAAAGAAGCUCCACUAGAGGGCAGCAUGAAAUUUGUUUAAUUUAAUGAACUGCAAACAACCAAUAAAUAAUCAAUGUUGGUGAA
Molecule: messenger RNA, 1744 nt
Organism: Syngnathoides biaculeatus (alligator pipefish)
Lineage: Eukaryota; Metazoa; Chordata; Actinopteri; Syngnathiformes; Syngnathidae
Gene: wdr54
Product: WD repeat domain 54
Exons: 9
Coding region: 375-1385 (336 amino acids)
Molecular function (GO): protein binding
Source: RefSeq, a predicted model, not a curated record